This is a messenger RNA of Symbiodinium sp. CCMP2456, 3231 nucleotides long. The record is from the annotation of a GenBank genome assembly. Lineage: Eukaryota; Dinophyceae; Suessiales; Symbiodiniaceae.
AUGGACACACGGCCCUCUGGCAUCGAGGAGGGCCCCUUUCUGGUAUUGAGCGACAGCACCCUUCAGCACCUUCUCUUCACCUCUGGAAAGGGAAAAUCCUAUGGGGUGGAGUCCGUCAUGGGUGGCUAUGCGAUCAUCAGCCCGGGGGCGGCGCUGGUGCCCUAUCGACAAGAGCCGAAGAACCCUCCGGUUCUUGAAAUUCUGGCGUGGCAUUUCAUUCAGGUACUGGAGGCAUCCAGCUCGUACAAUUGGAUUGCCGAUGUCCGGGACGAGUACGGUCUCGGAUCGUUUGAGCUCCGGGAGCAAACCAUCAUGAGUCUUCAGGCCCGCCAGGACGCACGGCCUACCCCCCCGUGCCUUGUCGACCAGCUUUACAAGCAGAACAACUGCCACUUCCGCCCUGAGGUUGCGGAAAAGGCCAUCGGCCUGCUUGUUGGCCGCGCGCUCAUGACCAUGAGACGACAACAGCCGGGCAAGUUCCAGGUCCUGGUGAUAUGUUCCUGGAACUCCACGGACGACAAUGUUCAUCAGGAGAUGCACGCCACGGCGGAACUCUGCCGGGCUACCAUAGUCUCGGAGCUGGGGUCAUUGGCCGCUAGGCACACUCAGAAGCCCUGGGCAUUGAGACGGUACUUGGAGCCAUUAGCUAUGCAGAGGGAGAUGCCGAGGCACCUUUUUCAGACCUACAUUCACGACGACCACCCGGGGCCUCGAGAAAUGUGUGACGCCCAGUUUCAGGGUUUUCGCCGCCAGUUCUUCAAUGACAGUGAUUUGGAAAACGUGGUACGCAACCACGCUGGGUCCAUUGGGCUGAACCUGGUUCAGCGCCUUACACAGCCAGCCCACAGAGCUGAUGUAUUUCGCUACAUCCAGCACUACAACCAGGGCGGCUUUUACAUGGACAUUAAGCUCUGCUUUACUGUCACUUUUGAGCAGCUGCGAGCGUACAUGGCUGCGGACUGGCAAGAGGAGCAACAGGAGGAGUGCAGGAAGUUCGGCCUGCCGGCGUCUCCGCCGUUCCAGCCCCCGACGGAGUACCUUCUGAUGGGCAUUGGACAGCGAGGAGAUCACAUCUUCCAAGGCAUCAUCUACGGCCAGCCCAAGCACCCCCUGCUCCUGGCGGCCAUCAAGCACUCCUUCUCGCGCCGCAUCUUGUCUUGCAUAGCUAACAGGGAGUACAUGGUCUUCUGCAAGGAGGUCUGGAGACUGCUCCAGCAGGACCUUGGCAAGGACCCUCAGGUGGGAUGGAACCUCACGCGGCUGUAUGGGCCGGUGUACCUGCUGCGCGAGCACCUCUCCAAGCAGUACAAGGGUGGUGCCACUGGCUCAGACGGUUUUCACUUCAAGACGGCCAGUGGACACGUGGUGGCUCUCACCCGCAACUGGGACUGGCGCCGAGGCUUCAAGGGGGACCCUAAGGCCAAGGAGCGCAGAGCCCAAUUCCUGCUGCAGGCCCUGCCCCAGGCUGUCUCGGAGGCGCAGGAUGUGAAAGCCUUCGCACACACCAUUGAGAUGCCUCCAAGGGAGCAGCAGGGGGCAUUGCCCAAAUUAGGCGAGGUGGGGGAGAACGUGGUGCAAAGCAUCGAUGACAACUCAUUCGAUGCCAUCGUGGACGUGGUCAGCAAGGAACCCCACUACGAGGACAUACAAGCACAGGACGUUUUGAGCUUUAUCCCGAAGGGUCUCAUUUUGCACCCAAUGAGACAGGGGUGGCUGUCCUGCCGCCACUGCAAGCAAAAAGGGUCGCAAAACCCGCUGGAAUUCCCGAACUCUGGUGGGGUGCUCAACCACUUCCGAAACCGUGGAGGGGCACACACACCUUCGGAGCAGGCAACACAGGCCUCUUCGUCGUCGGCGGCGCCCUGGCUGCCCACUCAGUCGGCGGGUGAGACUGACCAAAUCCCUCCACCGGAGCCGAUGGCGGACCAACCGCCGCAGGUCAAGCUUCCUGCUGCUAUCUCCCAGCUUCGGCACAGCCUGGGAAUGCCCCCCCUGCCAACCCUCAGGGAACAACAAGCACCUUCAGCUACAGCGGCCAAGGCCAAGGCUGAGAUGCCACAGAUCAGCUCUUCACAGGAACCAGACCCCCUGCACUCCCCCCCUCCGUGGGACACUCAGGCCACCCAGGCCGAGAAGGAGAAAGCGGAGCAGUUUCCAACCGCUCCACUUGAGGGCCCGGCUUUUCCCUUCGUGCCGGUAUUGGCGACUUCUGCCACUCCGACCAGCAUCCCCGCAGAGGUGCCCUUGGUCUCAAAGGCCUCAGACGGUGGGGCUGACUUGAAACCUGAAGGGCACAUGGUGCAACCUAUGGCACGCCAGCAGGGGCCAUUGGCCGAAGAAGAAGAAGAAGAGCAGCCGAAUACUAUUCCGGCGGACCAGCUCAAAGAGGUCAAAUACCGUGGCCCCAUCGAAGUUACGGAGCUUCUUGGAUAUGAGGCCGGGCCGUCUAUCCAGUCGAGAGAUGCCGAAAUUCCCAAACGGGAACGGAUCGUUCAGGAGUGUCAAUCUGACUCCUUCUUCGACUGGCUACAUGCUCUGGCUACGAUUCUGCUGUUUAACGAGUCGCUCAUUCUGGGUGGACUCAAGUCCACUGAACUCACGGCACUGUGGAGCCGCCGUGUUGCCACUUUGAGCAAAGUUCCUUGGAUUUUUGGACCACUCCUCCUUGUGCGCAACGUUUCCCACAAAACUUCGUGGAUGGAGGCCAUGUCAGCCCGACUGGUGGACAAUGAUCGGGGCCGCUUGACGGUUUCUCUUGCUAUGCCGGAUGGCGCGCAGAGCCUAGCCACGAUCACUGUUUACUUCGGCAUACUCGGUGGCCUCUUCCGAAGCAUGUGGGAUCGCGAUGAAAUGGCGGCGCUUCUGGAGUCAGACGACAACUUCGAGAUCGUUGCGUCCACAGCCAAAUCCAUCUACGACCGCACCUGCCGUUCCUGUGAUUUGGACAACCGUCUAAUCAUUCUGCAGCACAAGGACGGUAAGGUCCAACGCGGCAUGCGCAUUGAUCAUAGAGCUGGGGACACCGACGCGAAGAAGAACUACUUGAAUCAGCAGAAGCGGUUGGCGGAGAAGUCCGCGGCCCCAGCGGACAAGAGGCACCGGGAUGGCCAAGAUUGGUGGGAACCCAGGUGGCAGCAAUCCGGCUGGUGGCACAACUACCAUAACCAGGGCUCAAGCAGCGAAGACCGCCCAGAUCAGUCUUCCUCUUCAUGGCAGUGGAGAAAGAGGUAG